CAAGAAACGAUGAGAAAGCUCUCGAGCAAGCUCUCGAGCCUCGAGCGUGGGCAAAAAUCAAAACAAACAACAAACAACACAAGAACAACUUUGCCGGUGAAUCGGUCAGAAAAAUAUUUGAUCAACUCUGACAGAUUUUUGACGUUUUACUUCCUUGCUGAUCAAGAUACAUAAAUUCUACAAGUUGCAACUAUGUCGGUGACACUUCACACGGACGUUGGAGACAUGAAAAUAGAACUGCAGUGCGAAAAGUGUCCCAAAACAUGUGAGAAUUUCCUGGCUCUUUGUGCCAGUGAUUAUUACAUUGGCAGCACAUUCCACCGUAACAUCAAAGGCUUCAUCGUCCAGACGGGAGAUCCGGAAAACACCGGCAAAGGGGGACAGUCCAUUUGGGGCCGCAAGUUCGAGGACGAGUUCAGCGACGAUCUGAAGCACGACGCCAGAGGAACAGUUUCGAUGGCCAACAGUGGUCCAGACACAAACGCCAGUCAGUUCUUCAUUGCGUAUGCACCACAUCAAAGUCUCGAUCUCAAAUACACAAUUUUCGGAAAGGUAAUCGACGGACUCGAAGCGUUGGACGAGUUGGAGAAAAUGGCUGUCAAUCCAAAAACGUACCGACCUCUGACUGACACCAGAGUCAACAAAAUCACAAUUCAUGCAAAUCCUUUGGCUGGUUAGACAUCAUCAAAUGUAUGUACAAGUUCAGUAAAAUAAAUUAUUUUAAAUAAUAAAAUUGCCGUUAAAAUUA
Molecule: messenger RNA, 748 nt
Organism: Neocloeon triangulifer
Lineage: Eukaryota; Metazoa; Arthropoda; Insecta; Ephemeroptera; Baetidae
Product: peptidyl-prolyl cis-trans isomerase-like 3
Exons: 6
Coding region: 193-678 (161 amino acids)
Biological process (GO): protein folding; protein peptidyl-prolyl isomerization
Cellular component (GO): catalytic step 2 spliceosome
Molecular function (GO): peptidyl-prolyl cis-trans isomerase activity
Source: RefSeq, a predicted model, not a curated record